AUGUUCAGAACAGUGCAAAGAAGGGGUAUGGCCUCUAUGGCCAAGGAGUUGGUCUUGCCUAAGAAGUAUGGUGGUAGAUACACUGUGACUUUGAUUCCUGGUGACGGUGUUGGUAAGGAGAUCACGGACUCUGUUGUGUCUAUCUUCGAAGCUGAGAAUAUUCCUGUUGACUGGGAGAGAGUGGACAUCAGCACUUCUGACAACAUCCAGGACGUCUCCCAGGCUGUGGAGUCCCUGAAGAGAAACAAGAUCGGUUUGAAAGGUAUCUGGCAUACCUCCGCCGACAUCGCGGACCAUGGCUCUUUCAACGUGGCGUUGAGGAAGCAGCUGGAUAUGUUCGCCCACGUAGCGUUCUUCAAGUCUGUCCCAGGUGUCAAGACCAAGAUCCCAAACGUGGACUUGGUGGUCAUCAGAGAGAACACAGAAGGUGAGUACUCCGGUCUGGAGCACGAGUCCGUGCCAGGUGUAGUAGAGUCCCUAAAGAUCAUCACAAAGGCCAAGUCCGAGAGAAUCGCCAGAUUCGCCUUUGAUUUCGCCAAGAAAUACAACAGAAAGAGCGUGUGCGCUGUCCACAAGGCCAACAUCAUGAAGAUGGGUGACGGUCUGUUCAGAAACACUGUCACAGAGAUCGGUGCCAAUGAAUACCCAGAUAUCCAAACCUCCUCCAUCAUCGUCGACAAUGCGUCCAUGCAAGCCGUCGCAAAGCCACACCAGUUCGACGUCAUGGUUACUCCAUCUAUGUACGGUACCAUCAUCGGUAACAUCGGUGCCGCCUUGAUCGGUGGUCCAGGUCUGGUCGCAGGUGCUCACUACGGCAGAGAGCACGCCGUGUUCGAACCAGGUUCCCAACACGUCGGUCUAGAUAUCAAGGGUAAGAACGUUGCCAACCCAACCGCAAUGAUCUUGUCCUCCACAUUAAUGUUGCAGCAUCUAGGUCUAACAGAAUCCGCUAAGAGAAUCGCAAAGGCCACACACGACGUCAUCUCCUUGGGACAAGUCACCACCAAGGACAUCGGUGGUUCAGCAUCUACUACUGAAUUCACAGAAGCAAUCAUCAAGAGAUUGGGUGAAUUGUAA
Molecule: messenger RNA, 1077 nt
Organism: Nakaseomyces glabratus
Lineage: Eukaryota; Fungi; Ascomycota; Saccharomycetes; Saccharomycetales; Saccharomycetaceae
Gene: IDH1
Product: isocitrate dehydrogenase (NAD(+)) IDH1
Biological process (GO): tricarboxylic acid cycle; isocitrate metabolic process
Cellular component (GO): mitochondrion
Molecular function (GO): isocitrate dehydrogenase (NAD+) activity; NAD binding; magnesium ion binding
Source: RefSeq, a predicted model, not a curated record